AUGGGCCUUAGAGGUGUGCAGCUGGGUCUUAGAGCCUGGGAGUUCCUUUGGACCCUGCUCGUUAUGGCUCUUAUCGGUAACAUGAUUGCUGAAGCCUUCGCCGGGAACCCUGGGACCGUAAACUACUCGAUCUACACAGCGGUUUUCUCGAUGUUCACGCUGUUCUACCUGAUCCCGGCCUCAUUCAACAUCGACUGGGCCCUCCAUCCGAUCAUCAUGAUCGUCCUCGACGCUCUGAACUGCAUUUUCUUCUUCUGCGCUGCCAUCGCGCUCGCUGCGAAGCUGGAAUGUCACUCUUGCAGCAACCAGGAAUAUCUCAAUAGCAAUGAGAUCACCAAUGGCUCCAACAACAAGUCUAAGCGCUGCCGUGAAGCCCAAGCCUCUGUUGCUUUCCUCUGGUUCGCCUGGGCGGGCUACAUGGCAUCUGUCAUUGUCUCUGUGUUCAUGUCUCGUUCUGCUUCCACCAACGUGCGCAGCAGCCGUACUGGCAGCCGCCGGGCCCCCAACAUGGCCCAGGUUUAA
Messenger RNA from Penicillium griseofulvum, 522 nucleotides. RefSeq names its product MARVEL domain-containing protein. Gene Ontology annotation, biological process: eisosome assembly; protein localization to plasma membrane. The record is from RefSeq and is a predicted model, not a curated record. Gene Ontology annotation, cellular component: plasma membrane; eisosome. Lineage: Eukaryota; Fungi; Ascomycota; Eurotiomycetes; Eurotiales; Aspergillaceae. The transcript is spliced from 3 exons. Bases 1 to 522 code for a protein of 173 amino acids.